Molecule: messenger RNA, 747 nt
Organism: Aspergillus oryzae RIB40
Lineage: Eukaryota; Fungi; Ascomycota; Eurotiomycetes; Eurotiales; Aspergillaceae
Product: U1A/U2B'/SNF family RNA-binding protein
Exons: 3
Coding region: 1-747 (248 amino acids)
Biological process (GO): mRNA splicing, via spliceosome
Cellular component (GO): U1 snRNP
Molecular function (GO): U1 snRNA binding
Source: RefSeq, a predicted model, not a curated record
AUGUCAGCUCCAUCCCCCAACCUUCAGAGUCAAGCUCCCGCCCAGGUCCGCAACCUCGAAGAACGAGUCAAAGUCGACCAGCUGAAAGAAGCGCUUGAAGAAAUCUUCUCGGAAUAUGGCAACGUCAUCGACAUCGUCGCGAAGACUAACCUGAAGGCCAAGGGCCAGGCGUUUAUCGUCUUCGAUAGUGUUGAGUCGGCUUCGAAUGCCAUUGAUGAGAUUAAUGGGUUCGAGCUCUUUGAUAAGCCGAUGGUGCUGGAUUUCGCGAAAACGAGGAGCGAUGCGACAGUUUUGAGGGAGGGUGGAGAGGAUGAGUUGGAGGCUCAUAAGAGGAGGAGGUUGGCUGAGAAAGAGCGCAAACAAGCUCACGAGGCUCUCGAAGCUCAAAAGAAGCUCAAGCGUCCCCCCGGCGCCCCCGACUCUACGCGUCCGGCCAAAACCGCCAAGGGAGCUGGUCUCAAGCCCACCAGCGGUGCGACGGCGGCUGUCAUCCCGGACGAGUAUCUCCCUCCCAACAAGAUUCUGUUCCUGCGGGACCUCCCCGACACGGCGGACCAGGAGAGUCUUACUGCUGUUUUUGGACGCUUCGAGGGAUUCCAGGAGGUCAGAUUGGUGCCGGGCAGAAAGGGAAUUGCGUUCGUCGAGUACGAGAACGAGUCUGGCGCUAUCAGUGCCAAGGAGGCUACCUCGGGGAUGCCUAUGGGGGAGAGUGGCAAGCCGAUUCGGGUUACUUACCAGAGACAAUAA